AAUAUCCUAUGCCACCACUUUUUUUUUGCUUCUUUUUUUCCAUUAAUACCAUUGAAUUAAGUUUCAUUUUUCACUCCCUCAUAUAUAUCUCAUGUUGAAGCUCCACCCUAGACCAAAUUAAAACUCGAUAAGGAAGGAGAGGUUGUUCUAAUUCCAGAAUCAUAACGAUCAUAUUUUUCUCUACUUAAUUAAUAUUUUCAUGGCUAAACGUCCCCUCAUGCAUAUGACUCCAACACAAAGCCCAAUCAUGAGCCUAGAUCCUUUUAAAACCCCUUUUCUUGAUCAUGAUCAAGUCUAUAAUAACAAUGGAAGUACACUAAACUUGAACAUGACAUUGAUCAUUGCUGCCCUAAUAUGUGCUUUAGUUUGUGCUCUUGGCUUAAACUCCAUGUUACAUUGUGUGUUUCAAUGCACUCAAAGGACUAUCUCUGAGCCAGUUGAAUGGGUAGCUUCAAAGAGAGUCAACUCUGGACUUAAGAAGAAAGAUAUGAUUGCUUUGCCAACAUCUACUUAUAAUAAUAAUGCAAUUUCAAGCACAACAUCUUCAUCAUCAUCGUCAUCGUCGUCAUCGUGUGCUAUUUGCUUGUUGGAUUUCAUGGAUGGAGAAAGAAUUAGGGUUCUUCCUCAAUGUACACAUUCUUUCCAUGUGGUUUGUGUUGAUGAAUGGCUACUCUCACAUUCUUCUUGCCCUACUUGUAGGCUUCUUCUCAAGUCUAGUAAUUGUUUGGGAAUUUUCACAUCUCUAGUUUAAAAUAAAAAUGUCUUAUGAUAACUAUUAGAGUUGUUUUUUUUUUUAAAAAAAAAACAUUUUCAUCUAAGAGAUGAAGUGUUGAUGUUUGAUUUUGCUUUUAUGAUAAUUGUGUGCUAGCUAGACACUAUGUCAUUGUAACAAAAAGUUGUUACAAUUAGUUCUUGGUAAAUUCUACCAUAGUAGGAGAGAACUUCGAAUAUAUUCAUGUUAUAUGUUGA
Solanum tuberosum (potato) is the source of this 969-nucleotide messenger RNA. Its product is annotated as RING-H2 finger protein ATL73-like. Gene Ontology annotation, molecular function: transferase activity. The transcript has a single exon. Bases 200 to 751 code for a protein of 183 amino acids. Lineage: Eukaryota; Viridiplantae; Streptophyta; Magnoliopsida; Solanales; Solanaceae. The record is from RefSeq and is a predicted model, not a curated record. Gene Ontology annotation, biological process: protein ubiquitination.